Salvelinus fontinalis (brook trout) is the source of this 1241-nucleotide messenger RNA. RefSeq lists its product as uncharacterized. Lineage: Eukaryota; Metazoa; Chordata; Actinopteri; Salmoniformes; Salmonidae. The record is from RefSeq and is a predicted model, not a curated record. The coding region runs from base 227 to 970 and encodes 247 amino acids. The transcript has 10 exons.
CAUAUACUUGCACCGUAACUGUCUGAGUCUGAGAGUGAUGUCAUCUCAAAGAGCCUGUGCGUCAUAUUGACCGUAGUCUGUGUGUGUCUGGCACACGACGGCUCAAAUGGGAAGCUAGAGAUAGUUUAAAAGUAGGAGAGACACAGUAGGCUGCACAGAGAUAUAAAGAACACACAGGGGAAAAAAGGAAGACGGACUGAAGCUGGCGUUCUCUGAUAAGGAUAUCAUGAAGCUGCAGACUGUAUCUGUUUUGGUCUGCCUUUUUGGUGCUAGCCUUUCACUUCCUUUAUACCAACAGCAAAUUGGAAUCCUCGCAAGUAACAGCAAUGAGAUCCUGCGAUUCAAUGGACUCACCCUGACAGGUGGAGGCUUUGGGCAAACACAAAUGCAGGCUUCUCCGUUCAUGCCCCAGUACGUGAUCCAGCAGCAGCCUGAACUGGGUCUCCCCCAGAUGGUGAACUUUAACCCCCAGGUGGGAGGCCCUUUCGGCCCCCAGAUGAUGUUCCCUACACAGGGGAACCAGCUGCCCCCCGUGCUGUACACCAAUGCCCAACAGGAGCAGCCUGGGGCCCCCCAGGACCCCAACAACCACAAUAUCCCAAAUAACCCCCAGCAACCUCAAAACCCUGCACAGGGGAUUCCCCAGUUUCCUCAGUACUACCCAUCCUUUUCAUUUCCCCAGCAACCAAGAAUGCAGGGCUACCCCUACUACAUGUCUUAUGGUUACCCCAACUACCCCCAGCCUAACCAGAACAACCAGGUGAACGGGCAGAACCAGCAGAACUUGGAGAAGACCCCUCAGAAACCACAGCUCCCACUACAGGCUGCCCAACCUCAGGCACCAGGAAAGACAUGGCCUAAAAGAUUCCAGACAGAGGCUGCCAACCCUCCACCAGAUCACCGUGGGGACACAGUUGACCCUGGCAUAGAUGAGGGUCGUCCCAACUUCUCACUCCUGUUUGAGCCAUAGAAUUGUAUGUGGGGGCAAGGAAAAUUGAGGUAGGGUAACAUUAGGGCCAUUUCCAGGUUUUUAAUAUGGGAAGGAGACAUAUUUUCAACUGAACAUCUGAAAUGUAUUCAUAUCAGGAAUAUACUGUACUUCCAUUUACGUGUUUCUUUUUUUGUUUAAUCUUUAGGGAUCGGCACAUCAAUCCCAGAUUCCUACUCCUAUAUUUAAGAUCUGAUUUCAGUUACAAUAUGAUACAUUUUCUAUUGUCAAAUAAAUCCAUUAUCAAGCAAAA